CGCCUCUCUCCGCAGCCCUGCGCUCGCGGAGCCUCCCUAUGGCCAGCUCUUUACGCGUCGCCGAGACCCUCGCCCACCAGGCUCGCUAUUGUGCGCGCGUGAUUGACAAGACCACGAGGCUGAGCGCGCCCGGGAGAUUUUUCUAUAAAUGGCUUAAAACCCUAGUCUAGACUAUUUACUCGGAUAUACGGAAGACAAUCGCCUUCUGUUCUUGGCUGGUGAACCCUGGCUCUGAGGGCUAACCUGGAACUUAACCAGUCUGCCCUCGGCCAGCGGUGGAGCACAGAAACCGCAGCGACCUCGGGCUGAGAAGAAAGGCGAGGGCCGCACUCCCACGGCGCUGGGUUCCGGGCUGCCGCCUGGGUGUUUGAGCUCCUUUUCCUGUUUGCUUGGUACCAGAGCCGAGCGCACGGUGUAAUGGACUGCAAUAACGGAUGCUUGGCGGAAUGUGCUGGAGAAGGAGGAUCAAAAGAGGUGGUGGAGACCUUUAAGGCCAAAGAUCUAAUCAUCACACAAGCUACCAUCUUAAAGCCCAAACCGGACCCAAGUAGUUUGGUGUUUGGAACUGUCUUCACGGACCACAUGUUGACAGUGGAGUGGUCCUCAGAAUUUGGAUGGGAGAAACCACACAUCAAGCCCCUUCAGAACCUGUCACUGCAUCCAGGCUCAUCAGCUUUCCACUAUGCGGUGGAAUUAUUUGAAGGGCUGAAGGCAUUCCGAGGAGUAGAUAAUAAAAUUCGGCUGUUCCGGCCACAUCUCAAUAUGGAGAGAAUGUACCGAUCAGCUAAGAGAGCAACUUUACCGGGAUUUGACAAGGAAGAACUUUUAGAAUGUAUUCAGCAACUUGUGAAGCUGGAUCAAGAAUGGGUUCCAUAUUCAACAUCUGCUAGUCUAUAUAUUCGUCCUACAUUCAUUGGAACUGAGCCCUCUCUUGGAGUCAAGAAGCCUACCAAAGCCCUACUUUUUGUCAUCUUGAGCCCCGUGGGACCUUAUUUUGCAAGUGGCACCUUUAAUCCGGUGUCUCUGUGGGCCAAUCCGAAGUACGUCCGGGCCUGGAAAGGUGGCACUGGGGACUGCAAGAUGGGAGGGAAUUAUGCUUCAUCUCUUUUUGCCCAAUGUGAAGCACUUGACAAUGGGUGUCAACAGGUGCUGUGGCUGUAUGGAGAGGACAAUCAAAUAACCGAAGUUGGAACUAUGAAUCUUUUUCUCUACUGGAUAAAUGAAGAUGGAGAAGAAGAACUGGCAACCCCUCCGCUAGAUGGCAUCAUCCUUCCAGGAGUGACACGGCAGAGCAUUCUGGACUUGGCACACAAGUGGGGUGAAUUUAAGGUGUCAGAGAGGUAUCUCACCAUGGAUGAGCUGACUGCAGGCCUGGAGGGCGGGCGAGUGAGGGAGAUGUUUGGCUCCGGCACUGCCUGUGUGGUUUGUCCGGUGUCAGAGAUACUGCACAAGGGUGAGACUCUACAUAUUCCAACGAUGGAGCAUGGUCCUAAGCUGGCUAGCCGGCUCUUGGAGAAAUUGACUGAUAUUCAGUACGGAAGAGAAGAAAGUGACUGGACAAUCGUAGUGUCCUGAUUGGAAAAUGCAGGAUCCAUCUGUGUGCUAUUUGGCGGACUGUUGCAUUUGAAUGAUGAUAGAUUUCUUUGGCUACAUGUUUGUAGAUAUGCUCACUGUAGUUUGUAUCAUCAAUGUGUUACCAGGGUGAUGGCUUCCUUGUGCCAGAGAAAAUCAAUUGCAAUCAUCAAAUGGUGUUUUGUCAACAUGGUAGCAGAAGCUUACCUUCUCUUAGAAAGAUGAUAAUGUAAGCCCCGCAUAGAAUUUUCCUCAAUAAUCUAGUGCCUCCCUCUGUACUUCACUCAGAUGCAUAAAUGUUUGUUCAUUCUUUAGGGUGAAUGAUGUUCUGCUCCUAAACCAAAUGGGUUUUUCUGUGUUUGAAAAAUGAUCACAGUAAAUUUCAUAGGCUUCUUCCUCGGAAAGCAUUUUGUUCUUUUUGAGUCAAGAUUUUGAAGCAGUGGAUCCCUCCCAUCAUUCUUUCUUAGAAAUCCCCCCCACCCAGAUCCGCCUUCCAGUAAGCCUCUCCAUUCUUCCUGGUGUUCACUCCAUGUGUGUUCACCUCUGUGACAAGAAGACGCACACACAUCAACGCCACUGCCCUUUCCACACUGAGUCCUCUGCAAUCUGUCAGGUUCCAUGAGACCAAGGGGCCCUGUGCCCUAAAGAGUGUUGUGUCCCUAAUGCCUGACACAUAAUAGUACUCCAUAAUUAGUGAAUAAGUGAGCGCUUAGCUUCUAGACAAGUGUACCUUCAGUUUCUACACUAGGAAAUCUUUUUAUUUGAAUUUGUGACGUGGUGUCUAUUUUCUUUUUAUUGCCCUUAUUUUCCAUGGAUGGCUAUGCCAUUAGGGAUACACAGAGGCACCCUCUGUUGGAGGAAUUACGUCUCAUUUGAAACUUGUCUUGGAAUGAAAUCAUGGUAUCUGACUCGCCAAAUGGAACAACAAGCAAUGAGUUUUAAAUGCAGAAUACAUCGCUUUGUUUAGUUCUUUGGUAGAAAGCAAAGAAGGGAGGGUGUCCUGGUUUUUGCACUCUAGUUUUGGAGGUGCUCUUUUCUAUAGAAUGAGGAUUGGCAGAAAAAGGGUAUGGGAGAGCUGUUAAUUACAGAUGCUACUUUCCUUGUCUAGAAGCUGUGACUCAAAAUUGGGUCCUAUUUUUAUCUAAAGGAAAUUCAAAUCUUGACAGAAAAUGUUUGCCCUUAGAAGGUCAACUCUCAGACAUUAUAUUUUGAUUUCCCUCAAUCCUACUGACUUUCAUCUUGCUGAUCAUAUUUCAUUCUCAGAGUAAGGGGAAAACAUUCAAAAGUUUGAUGCAUUGGUUAAAAAAAUCCUUGAGGCAUUUAGCAGCGUAUAGCAAAUUGGCUUUGAUUCUUUUCCAAGACAUUUAGCCACCGGGUCUUUUUAGACAGGAAUGGUAAAAUGAAAAUUAGGGAAGUAAAAGAUGAAAAGAAAUGGUAAAAAUACCUUUUAAGGGACUUUUAAUUGGUGAUUUGAAGUCUUGGGAGAAUGUUCCUUUCUGGCCUUAGGUAAUUUGUCCUCUACACAAGUUCACCAAGCACUAUUCAAAGGAGAGGCUUUUGCCUUGCCUAAAUCUUGUGACCUCGUUUUUUAACAUAGUCUAGAGAAGACUUCCAGGUAAUUUUAGCCUGUCAAGGAGCACAUAAUAACUAGAUUCACAUUUCUAUGAGAAAUGGAAACCAUUUGUUUGCCAUAAAUACAUUUUAUACUCUACAUCUCUAAAUUUAGUAUGGCGAGAUAUGUUCAUCGUAAAAGUCAUAGAACAAUAUGUCUAGACAUUGUCUUUGUAUGAUUUCUUUCCUAAACCCCUUAAGGGCAUUUUCAUCUCCUUCUCUUAGACCUCAUGAAGACUAAGGAUACACUUUAAAAAAACUGGAGGUCUCCUAGUGCAGAGAACACAAUCUGUCAUUCUUAUUUAAGUAAUAAGACAGGAAAUUGACCUUGACCUAACUUAUUAAAUAGAUUUAAAAGGAACAUCUGCACAUCUUUUUUCCUUAUGCACUGUUUGUUUAAUUGCAGUGGAUUAAUACAGCAAGUAGCACAUUAUAACUAGGCAAUUAUCCAUUCUUCAAGACUUAGUUAUCGUAACACUAAUUGAUCAUUUAAGGCGUAAGAUAGUCUAGCAUUAGGAACAUGUGAGGCUAAUCUGCUCAAAAAGAUCAACAAAUUAAUAUUGUUGCUGAUAUUUGCAUAAUUGGCUGCAAUUAUUUAAUGUUUAAUUGGGUUGAUCAAAUGAGAUUCAGCAAUUCACAUGUGCAUGAAUAUAAACAGAACUGGUGGCACUUAAAAUGAUAAUGAUUAACUUAUUUUGCAUGUUCUCUUCCUACUACUUUUUUUUUCAGUUUUUACAUCUCAGAGUUUGUCAGCUUUUACCAAAGGAUAUCAGUGGAAACCAAGAUUUUGUAAUGAUGUGUUCAGACAUAGAAAAACCUGUCCAUUUCCUAAAGAUAUUUGCUUUUAGAAUUUUGUUCUUGUUAGUCAUUUAUUAAUGAUUCUACUCAUGACACACCAGAAAAAGCAUGAUUUCAGGGCUGUGUCCCAAGGUCUCUCACAGAACACAGCUGGCAGCAAUGUUAUAUAAUAAACGGAUGGUUCUUGCAUUAGCCAUUGCUUUCAAAAGUACAAAGGAAAAGGUAAAAGGAAAAGAGAAAUGACUGAGAAAUUUUGUCACAAGGAAUCAUAUUUUUUUUCCUAAUCUGGUAAACACCAUCUAUUCUUUUUUUCAAAAGCCCCUGCAAGUCAGGUCCCCACACCUUUGGGGAAACCUACUGUAUACAUGCUGGGGUAAACUGCAUCUUACCACUCUGUUGCUUCAUAUAAUUGUUCUUAUAACCUUUAUAACCUGUCCUGCUUUACUCAAGUCAGAGCACUCCUGGACAUUUGAGGGCAACUGAUGGGCAUAUCUAGUCAUCAGAAUUGGAAGCACUUUUAGUCAAGCAGCAUUUUCAGUGUGUGUUAGGGAGGUUAUUGAUGUGAAAGAAGCUGGAAAAAUACGCCUAUUUAUUUUCUUCAUUCCAUUCACUAAAAAAAAAAAAAAACAACCUUC
Messenger RNA from Condylura cristata (star-nosed mole), 4616 nucleotides. RefSeq names its product branched chain amino-acid transaminase 1, cytosolic (gene BCAT1). Lineage: Eukaryota; Metazoa; Chordata; Mammalia; Eulipotyphla; Talpidae. Gene Ontology annotation, biological process: L-valine biosynthetic process; L-leucine biosynthetic process. The transcript has 12 exons. The record is from RefSeq and is a predicted model, not a curated record. Gene Ontology annotation, cellular component: mitochondrion. The coding region runs from base 418 to 1575 and encodes 385 amino acids. Gene Ontology annotation, molecular function: branched-chain-amino-acid:2-oxoglutarate transaminase activity.